AUGUUCUUCCAACCGAUACCAGCUAAAGAUAAAAUCACUUUCACGAAUAAAGAAGGUAAAAAGGAAACUGGUAACAAAAUCAGGUUCAGAAAUGGUUUCUGUCACGACGUUUUAACACCGGUCGAUAUUCAAGAAAUAGUGAAAGCCGGUGGACGAAUUAUUAGAAUAUUAGAUGGUAUAGUUUACGAAGAAAAUUUUAAAACUCCACCCUAUAGAGAUUAUAUUUUAAUUUUGAGAGAUUUAAGAAAUCAAUAUAAACGAGAAGGUAAUAUCGUGGGUAGUAAUUGCAUGAAAUUAUUAGGUAAUUCCUUGUAUGGUAAAUCAAUUCAGAAAGAUAUAUUCACAACUAGACAUUUAUGGAAUGAAGCAACUUUACAGGCCAACUUUGAUUCACGCGUUAAAACCUAUGAGAAAAUUAAUGAUACUCAAUAUAUUGUUGAAACAGAAAUUGAAGAAAAAGAGAUUACUACCGAAGAUAGUAACUCUACACGACUAACACCUAGUCAUUUGGGAUCAUUCGUUUUAUCUCACAGUAAAAAAAUAAUGAACAAUUUCAUUCACGUCAUAAAUGGAUUUUAUAAACCCGAAAUAUACUAUACCGACACCGAUAGUUUGUACAUUUCAUCCAAAAAUUGGAAAAAACUAAACACAGCUGGUUUGGUCUCCGAAAAAGACUAUUGCAAAGGUAAAAACGAUUACGGUGACGGUGGAAUUAUAUUUGGUUUAUAUUUAGCACCAAAAGUCAAAUACAACAUCGUUUUGACUUCUGAUGGUGUCUUAAAAGAAAAGAAAACGUUUAUAGGUUAUUCUAAUGAUAAGAUAAGUGUAGAAGAUUACGUUCAGUUAGCAAGCGGACAUGAUGUGUCGAAGGAAUUUAAUAAACCAUGGGAAAAAAGUUUCACCAAUGGAGUAGUUAUUCCAAAUGAUAAACAAACUAAAGUUUUUAGAAGUUAUUUGAAUAAUGUUAAAAGAAACCACCAAACAGUGAAGGAAUUAUGUAUCCUUACAAAGACAAAGAUGAGUAUAGUUUUGACGAAAACUAUGAAUUUGAUGAUUUCGAUUAUCUUUCUAAUCAAGAAGAGAAUGAAGAUUGUUUUAAAUGAAGUUGAAUGA
This is a messenger RNA of Lottia gigantea (owl limpet), 1113 nucleotides long. RefSeq lists its product as hypothetical. Lineage: Eukaryota; Metazoa; Mollusca; Gastropoda; Lottiidae. The transcript has a single exon. The record is from RefSeq and is a predicted model, not a curated record. Gene Ontology annotation, molecular function: nucleotide binding; DNA-directed DNA polymerase activity; DNA binding. The coding region runs from base 1 to 1113 and encodes 370 amino acids. Gene Ontology annotation, biological process: DNA replication.